UGUAGUCGUGUGUGACAUAACCCCAAAGCACGUUUUAUAUCUUCCUAUUUUUCGCCGGCUAACAUUCCUAAAUAAUUUUCAAAGAUGAAUAACAUUUUGAAAGCAACCUUAAGAGUUAAUGGAUUAAGGUCCUUAUUGAACCCUGCCAGACAGGUGGUGUAUAGCGCCAACUUCCAACAAAGGCUCCUGACCAGGAAUCUCUGGUACAUGUGCGGUUCCAGAGAUGGAAUCAGAACAUUUUCGGAAAACAAACACAGCAACUUGUGCAGUUGCGGCUGCAACAUGACCAAACACGGCGUUCACAGUAAAGGUGAACGAGAACUGGUGGAGUUCCUGACUGAGGAGAUUUUGGCCGAGAAAAAGGCGCAAAAAGUUAAAACUAUUCCCACUGAACUCGAUGGGUUUGCUGCAAGUCUUAAUGGUGCUGAAGUCACCUUAACCAAACAAUGUGGUGAUGAAACUGUCAAGAUCAAAUUCAAUAUUAACCACACAGUUGACACUGAGGCUGAACCAGAGUUGCACGAAAAUUUAGACAAACCUGAAAUUGGAGAACUCAAAUCUAAACCUUCCUUUGAUGUUGAAUUAAUAAGGAAUAAGACCACAGUUAGUAUUAGGUGCUCAUUUAUUGGCCCCAAUGAACAAGAUGAAGGAUACAAUGACAUCUUUGGUAUAGAUGAAAUCAGUAUUUAUGAUGGUGAAUGGAAUGAAAACACCUAUGCCGUUUCUGGUGAAGUCAUUGACUCAGUAAGGUAUUUAUAUGAUUUACUUCUGAAUUAUCUGGAGGAAAAAGGAAUUUCUAAUGAAUUUGUGGAGAAACUAUCACAAUACAGCACAGCCUAUGAACACACAGCAUACAUUGGGCUGUUAGAAGGUCUUUCAAAGUUUGUGUCUGGAAAGUAGACAUCACAAAGUUAAUAUUUUAAGUCUUAAGUGUUAUGUUUAAGUGUUAUAUUUUCUAAAUUCACAACCUAGAUUAUAAUGUAAAGUAUAUUUAAA
Molecule: messenger RNA, 996 nt
Organism: Aethina tumida (small hive beetle)
Lineage: Eukaryota; Metazoa; Arthropoda; Insecta; Coleoptera; Nitidulidae
Gene: P32
Product: complement component 1 Q subcomponent-binding protein, mitochondrial
Exons: 5
Coding region: 85-900 (271 amino acids)
Biological process (GO): cytosolic ribosome assembly
Cellular component (GO): mitochondrial matrix
Source: RefSeq, a predicted model, not a curated record